This is a messenger RNA of Podospora bellae-mahoneyi, 663 nucleotides long. RefSeq lists its product as uncharacterized. The transcript has 2 exons. The record is from RefSeq and is a predicted model, not a curated record. NCBI's taxonomy places the organism in Eukaryota, Fungi, Ascomycota, Sordariomycetes, Sordariales, Podosporaceae. The coding region runs from base 1 to 663 and encodes 220 amino acids.
AUGGCAACCCUCCGCUCCAUCCUCGCCUGCCUCUCCUUCCGCCGCAACCGCGCCAACCGGGCCGGCUACACCGAGCUCCUCUACGACUCCCUCGACUCUCACGGUCAGAUUGACAACGAAAAGUUCGGCCUCUACUCCGACUCCCCACCCGGCAAUAACCAUGAAGAAGGGCAGUACCGAUCCGCCCCCUUGAUGGCCUACACUUCAUCUGCCGACGACGACGAGGAGCAGCUCGUGGCCAUUGCCAAAAAGAUCGUAAACUUGAUGCACAAAGCCGAGUUCAACGACGACUCCCUUCAGAUCGCCAUCACAAAUGUCGUCGGCGAGAGGAGGUGGAACCGCAAACUGAUCGAGGAGUGUCUGGACAAUGUUGUCGAGUUGGUCGAGCAGGGGAGGCAGAACAUGGGGGAUGCCAUGACCGAGGCGCUGGACAGGGUGACGGACGUUGCGGAUGAGGAGUUUGCGUUUCCGAGACGGCACCCGGAGAGCGUGGACGGGUUUAUUGCGAUUGUCUCGGUUGGAGUUCUGGCUGAGAUGCAGGGCGCUUGGGCGAGGAGGGGGAGUGUAGCUGACUGGUGGAUGAGGGAGUACAAGGCGUAUAUCCCCGAGGGCAGGGUUGAGACCUUCUUUACAAGGCUGGAUAUGGUGGAUCCUGCUGAAUAG